AUGACAGUUUCUCGUGCUACAGCAAGUGCAAGCAAAGCAUUGAAUGCGGAAAUUGUACCGGCUAUUCUCGGCUUUAAACACAUCAGUGUGGAAAAAUUAAUACAACAAUAUAUCACAACAAUAUCAAAAGAAUUAUUGACGGAAGGAGACGAUGUUCCUUCUUGCAGAUGGAACUUAGCUUUACAUCCAGAUUAUUCAAAAAUUGGCGCGAGUUAUCCUGAAGCAUGUCCUUUAACCAAUUUGGAAGAUGUCUUGAAAUGGGUAGAUGAGAAAGAUAUAUUGAUGCUUGAUAGGGGCUUUCGCGAUUGUGUUGAUGUGAUAGAGGCCCUUAGCUUAGAUGUUGUAAUGUUAUCAUUUCUUCAUAGUCAAAAGCAACUCGAAACAAGUGAAGCUACUAAAUUACGAUUUGUUACCAAGAUCAGGUGGAUUGUUGAGAGUGUAAGUGUAUGUUUAAAUAAAUCUAUUAUAUGUGAAUAUGGACAAAUUAUAUGUGGUGAAAAAUGCUUUUUACCAUCGGUAUUUGAACAAUGUAUCGACGACAAAAUUGAAUGUUCAAAUAAAGAAAUGAAAAUGUGUGGAACAAAUCGUUGUUAUCAUCCACAAUUACAAAAAUGUUUCAAUGAUAAUAUCAUUUGCAAAGCUAAUUUCGAAUUAUGUGGUUCAGAAUGUUACAAUCCGGAAUAUGAUGAAUGUUGGAAAAAUAAGACUUUAGUCCCUUUGAACUCGUUAAUGUGUAAUGAAUAUAGACCAUAUAUACCGUCUAGUGAGAUUUGUUUUAAUAAUACAACUGUCUGUCCAAUAGAAUACGUACCAUGUGAAGGUGUAAAAUAUCCGUGCUGGCAUCCUCUGGCAACCAGUGAACAGUGUUUACUAACGGAGAAAACUCAAUUAUGCGGGGAAACCAACUUUACUAUCGAUAAAUAUGGCCCAACUAAACUAUGUUUCGCAAACAAGUAUAUCUGUCUAUAUGGACAAAUUCUGUGUGAUAAAAAAUGUUUUCGACCGGACCAAAAUCAAACUUGUGUGAAUAAUAAAAUAAAAUGCACAACAGAUGAAAUGAAACUAUGUCAUAAUCAAUGCUACGAUCCGAAAAAAUUGUCCUGUCACAAUAAUCGUACACUAUGUAAAAUGGAUCAAAUGGCUUGUGGUCUUGAGUCCUACCAGUGUUAUGAUCCUACUGAAAAACUCUGUUUUAAUGACAGUCAUUUAUGUUUAGUAGGUCAACAACCAUGUGGACAGCACGAUUGUUACUAUCCUCUAUUUGAAACAUGUUCUAAUCUGACAACAGUUUGCCCGUUAGGCUAUCAAGCAAUUCCUGAUAAAAAAACAAAAUCUUACUAUUCUUCAUAUCUUUGCAUUCAUCCUGAUUCUGAUGAAAUUUGUAACAGUGCCGUUUAUGGAAAUGGAGCUACAUGUCGAUUUACUCCUGAUCGUGAAUGUGAUGAAAGACAGUGUUAUACUAGACCGUACAAUGAUGAAGGAUGUGUUUGUUUUAAUAAAACUCUUACAUGUCGAAAUGGACAGCAACCAUGUGGAAAUCAGUGUUAUUCUUCUAGAUAUGGACAAAUUUGUAUAGACAAUAGUACAGUCAAAUGUCGAGACUCAACAAACGUUCUCUGUGUUGGAACAAACAAAUGUUAUUCACCAUUAACUUCAAUCUGUUUUAAUGAUACUGGUAUGAUUUGUCCGCUGGGUAGUGAGCCAUGUGGAAAUCAACUCUGUUUUGAUCGUCAGAAAAAUGAAACAUGUCAUCAUAACGAGGAAAUGGACACAUAUCUUGUAUGUGCACAAGGUCUCGUACCUUGUAAUGGAUACUGUCAUGAUCCAUUCUCAGAAUACCCGUGUUACCCGUCAUUUCUCAAUGAAUUCGCAUAUUGUCCGCAGACUUAUAAACGUUGUCAUGGAACAUAUGGACGAUGUUAUUAUGAAAAUAGUCAAGAUAUGUGCGACAUAGGGGAUUUCUGGUACUCUUAA
Messenger RNA from Didymodactylos carnosus, 1974 nucleotides. NCBI's taxonomy places the organism in Eukaryota, Metazoa, Rotifera, Eurotatoria, Philodinida, Philodinidae. The record is from the annotation of a GenBank genome assembly.